Penicillium malachiteum is the source of this 243-nucleotide messenger RNA. RefSeq lists its product as uncharacterized. The record is from RefSeq and is a predicted model, not a curated record. The coding region runs from base 1 to 243 and encodes 80 amino acids. NCBI's taxonomy places the organism in Eukaryota, Fungi, Ascomycota, Eurotiomycetes, Eurotiales, Aspergillaceae. The transcript has 3 exons.
AUGUUCGGCCUCACCUGGUUCUCUUCAAAGAAGAAGGCUCCCUCCACUUGGGAUGCUACCACAGCCACCGUUCAAAACCAGCAGCCCACUAGCCCUGAUGCACCCUCCACUGAGCGUGUCAUAACCGAGCAGCCUAACUCUCAGGAGAACAUGAUGAAGCUGCGUGGUGGUGGUGCCGGCGACGUCUGCUGUGGCGUCUGCGCCGGUCUCCUCUGCUUCGAGUGCUGUGAAGAUUGCUGCUAA